Messenger RNA from Melospiza georgiana, 1290 nucleotides. It is a transcript of the gene PRXL2C, whose product is annotated as peroxiredoxin like 2C. The record is from RefSeq and is a predicted model, not a curated record. The coding region runs from base 74 to 745 and encodes 223 amino acids. NCBI's taxonomy places the organism in Eukaryota, Metazoa, Chordata, Aves, Passeriformes, Passerellidae. The transcript has 6 exons.
CCGUCGCUUCCUCGCCGUCGCACAACGCCCGGCGCCUUUCCGCUCCAGCUCCGCCUUUCCCUUCCGCGCUCCCAUGGCCGGGCCGCCGGCGCCCCCGGUCACGCAGCAGGUCGGGCGGGAGCGGGGCUGCGGGCGGCGGCCGGAGCAGGAGCAGCUGCGGGAGGCCGCCCGCUGCCCGGUGCUGGACGCGGACGGCAGGAGCGUCCCCUUCCAGGCCCUGUACGCGGAGCAGAAAGCGAUCGUGCUGUUCGUGCGGAACUUUUUGUGUUACACCUGCAAGGAGUACGUAGAAGAUCUGGCAAAAGUCCCCAAGGCAUUUUUACAAGAAUCAAAUGUGAGGCUUAUAGUUAUUGGACAGUCAUCAUAUCAUCACAUCAAGCCUUUUUGCAGUUUAACAGGAUAUACACAUGAAAUGUAUGUAGAUCCACAAAGAGAAAUUUAUAAAAUACUUGGGAUGAAAAGAGGUGAAGGUAAUAAAGCAUCAGUUCAGAGCCCUCAUGUGAAAUCAAACACUCUUCUGGGAAGUAUUAGAAGUAUAUGGAGAGCAAUGACUGGCCCAGCUUUUGAUUUUCAAGGAGACCCUGCUCAGCAGGGAGGAGCUUUGAUUUUAGGCCCAGGCAAUGAAGUUCAUUUUUUGCACCUUGAUAAAAACAGGUUGGAUCAUGUUCCCAUUAAUACAAUCUUGCAGCUGGCAGGAGUUAAAACAGUGAAUUUCUCAAACAAACCCCAGAUUAUUGACAUAUGACACUGAAGCAAUGUAUACUUUUUUUGUAAAUUUGUGCUCUACAAGAACAGCUCUCUGGUGAAUUACAACAAGCAUUGCUUCUGUUGCUUCUUUGUGGGACAUCUGAAACCUUAUGUAGAAAAUCAGAGCAUAGAAUAAACUGCCUGACACUAGAGAUGGAUAUAAAAGUGCUAUUUCCAUUGAGUACAAGAUAAUAAAAAACAAAACACAACUCAGACUGAUUGCAAAAAAUCCUGGAGCUUAUUAUUGGCUCAUCAGACAAACUUGCCAGUGUUUUUUUAAACAUCGUUGUUCAGGGUGCACUAAGGUAAGAAAUCAGAUUUUGCUCAGGAAGAACUUGGGAUUCCUGCCUUCAGCAGAUCAACACUGGCUUUCAAUCCAAGAUUUUUCAGCACUGUUUUAAAGCUUCCAGCACCGUAUGACAAUUUUGUAUUGAAAUACACCUUGAAAAGCCACAGUUUUGAACACCUGGACUUCAUUUGCAUCUGGCAGUGGCAGAAGUUAUGAAACACAUUUCACAAAUUCAAAUAAAAAUUUUAAAUACA